Aethina tumida (small hive beetle) is the source of this 743-nucleotide messenger RNA. RefSeq names its product enhancer of split mbeta protein-like. The transcript has a single exon. Lineage: Eukaryota; Metazoa; Arthropoda; Insecta; Coleoptera; Nitidulidae. Gene Ontology annotation, biological process: regulation of transcription by RNA polymerase II; anterior/posterior pattern specification; regulation of neurogenesis. The record is from RefSeq and is a predicted model, not a curated record. Gene Ontology annotation, cellular component: nucleus. Gene Ontology annotation, molecular function: RNA polymerase II cis-regulatory region sequence-specific DNA binding; protein dimerization activity; DNA-binding transcription factor activity, RNA polymerase II-specific. The coding region runs from base 1 to 567 and encodes 188 amino acids.
AUGUCUUACGAAAGUGCCUACAACAUGCAAUCCCAACCGGCGAUGUCGAGGACCGACCAGUACAGGAAGGUCAUGAAGCCGAUGUUGGAACGUAAACGCCGCGCCAGAAUCAACAGAUGCCUCGACGAGCUCAAAGAUCUGAUGGUCGCCGCGUUGGCCACUGAAGGCGAAAACUUGCAGAAAUUAGAAAAAGCCGACAUCUUGGAGUUAACGGUACAACAUCUUCAGAAGCUAAAACAUCAACAGAAACUGGCCGCCAAUCCGACCGUGGAAGCUGACAGGUUCCGGGCCGGCUUCACCGAAUGCGCCAAGGAAGUGUCUCGUUGUUUGGCUUCAACUCCAGGCGUCGACGUUCACUUGGGUACCAAACUGAUGACCCAUUUGGGACACAGUCUUAAGCAAAUGGAUUCUGUGUCUCCGCUUGUGAUUCGUGUGCCAACACCACCUUGUUCGCCAGUGGAGUCCGUACAUUAUCCGAUGCCUCUGACGCCCGGCUCUUCUAGAGCUUCUUCGACCAGUUCACCAGCUCCCGUGGAGGAAUCCGAAACCGUUUGGCGCCCAUGGUAGAUUGAUACAUCAUUUAUCAUUCAAUGUCUUCCACUUGCUCAAUUGUGCUUUAAUUAGAUAGAUCAGAGUUUUAUUGUAAUAAGCUUUAAUUAUUGUUAGGAAUGAUCUUAUGAUCACUGUGAUCUUUAGGUUUAAGUUUUAUCUGUGAUGUGAACAAAAUGAAACAUAAAAUAAAA